UACAACUAUUUUGUUUUGUAGAAAAAAAUUGGAUUGUUUGUUUAAAAUAAGUUAAUAAAAUAUAAUAAUAAUGGCGUCUUCUGCACAAGAGCGUCUGCCUUUGAAUCGAUUACCAUUGGAUAAGUGGACAACAAGGGAACAACUUUGUUUGGCUUCGGCAGUGUCAUGCAGCGGCGAUCAGAAUUGGAUGACGGUAAGUCGUACUCUGAAACUUGUUUGUGGAAAUGGCACCACAAACCGACCGGCAGACUGGUACUCUCAAAAGAAUUGUGCAGUGCAAUAUGGUCACUUGCUUGAAAAUGUUGAAACUCCAAAACGUAAAAAGCGUACAAGUGAAAGUGCAAGUGGAAUAUCCUCGCCUGCUGUGGUAGAGACACCAACCGAUUUAGUACUACGUCGCUUAAAUGAAGAGCGGGUGCAGGAAAUAAAAGCAGAAAUUCGCCGAGGUCAAGAAGAAUUUGCACUUAUUUAUAAAGAUUUAAAAGCUUUGCAGUCGGGAACACUAAGUGAAAAUGAGCUUCGUGAAAUGUUGGGGAAUAUUGAAUUACAACAGGAACAGGAGCGUGUCGAGGAAAUGAAAAUCGAAAAUCAAAUGCGUGAAAGGGAACAACAAAGAAUGGAAUUUCAACGUAAUUGGCGUACCCUGACACCUGCUACGCCGCCUAUACCUUCAACAGCACCGGCAAACGCCACUGAUACUGCAACGUUGGAUAUGGAUAUAGAAGACAUAGUUGGUGGAUCAAGCCCUUCUGGACAAUCUAUAAAUAAUUCCAAUAGCCAUUCUCAGCAAAAGCAGUCCACGGCCCAAACAGGUACUUCACCUUUAUUAUCUUCUCUUCUGAAAACUCCUACAUCUAAUGCUAAUGUAACAACAACAGUUUCCACAAAUAAUACAUCUGGCUCAGCGAAUAAUUUUACACGAUCAUCAGCACCUACAAUUACCACUCUCUUGACGUCUGGAUCUAUUCCCAAUAAAAACCAACCACUUAUUACUUUGAAAGCCAAUAUACCACCACAAAAAGCUGCACAAUUGUUAACGAGUCCAAUAAGUGGCCCGCCGUCAGUAGCAUCUGUUCCGGCUUCAAGUAUUGCACAACAAAAUUUAUUAAGCCCUUCUCAGGCUGCUCCAACUCUUUCAAUGUUGUUGGAAAAAAAUAAGGCUUCUGCAAAUGCAACAACAAACAUCGAAAAUCAGGGUGAAGGCUUAUCCCAUAAAGACUUCGAAAUCGUUGGUCAAACUCAAAUGCCAGUAAUAUCAAAUGUAUCUGAUUCUAACAAUGAUGAAAUUCCGAUGGAACUUGAUGACGAGAUCUCCUCGCAUGUUAAUGAUACAGAUUUAAAUAAAGCCAUUGUAAAUGAUUCUGAUGAUCCCGAUCCUAACGAGGAGCAACAACUGAUGGAAGUUUUUAAGAAUAUUGGAAACAUUGAUGAAUUGGAUAUAGAUGUGUCUGCAGUUAUAGACGAUGAAGAAGUAGAUUUUCUUAAAGACAUGGGUGCAGAUUCGCCACCAGAGAUGACAGAUGUGACAGAAUUUGAAAAUAAGGAAGAUCUAGUUGAAAACAAUUUAGUUACAACAAAUGACUUUAUCAAAGACAGCGAUGCGGAUAACAUUGAGAUUAAUGAAAAAGCAAAUAGUAAGACAGAUAGUGAAGGAGUGGGAACAACUCCUGUAGAAGCGAAUAGCACAACUGCGAAUAGCGGUGAUAACAGAUCUCGAAAAAUAGAAACAACAUCAAGUGACGACUCAAAUGAUAACAUACCAUUAGCAGCUGUAGCUUCAAUAGAACAGAGAGCAGCACAGGAAAAGGAGAAGGUAGUAGAUACAUCUUUAAAAAACGAGCGCAACGGAGAAAGUAAUGAAUCCAAUAAAGGCCAAGAUGACAACAACCCAAAUUCCUUCGAUGAAGAAAAGGAACAUGAUAAGUUAGAGAAGCAAUUGGCCGACUUAGUGGGCGCAAGUGAAAUGGAUGACCCAAAAAACCUAGGAGAAGACGGAAAGUCACCAUUAAUAAGUGAAUGUUCUGAUGUUAUAGUAAUACCAACCGAUGAUGAUGAUUCCAAUGGGGAUAAAGUGAAGGAAACCAAUGAGAAAUCCACUGUAGAUGAAGAGGCAGCGAAAAUCAAAAAGGAUUUGGAAACUGAAAUAGAUGCUAUUAUAGAUGAAUCAAGACAUUCUGCUGAUCAUCAUGAUGAAACAACAGAAGCAGAUAAAAUAUUCACCAGCCACGAAGCUGUCGCACCUCUUCCACCCAUAAUAUCUAUAGCAGAUACGGACGAGGACUCAUCCACUACUGAUGUUAGUAUCGUAACACGGAAAGAUGAUAAAUUGGGAACUUCCUCCAUUAAACAUAGUGCGCCCCAACCGCGUAAAAGUCUCCACGAGACACCACGUCAAGAUCAGCAAAACAAAACUGACGAUGAGUCGACUACACAAUUUUCCUCAUCCUCCUCUUCAUCAGUUACUCAAGCGCGCCAGCCGAUGCUAAGAAAAUUACGCGAUCGCGAUCGAUCUGAAAGUCCUAUGAUCGAUGCUGACUUGCACCCAGCAAAUAGUAGCGCCAUUACCUCGGUUAUUGAUAAUUUAAACAGUCAAAGACUGCGUCGUCGUUACUCAUCAACACCUGUCAAUGAUAGCAUACCAAAUUCACCUGCUUCUAGUGAUCGCGAACGUGAUGAAACAGAAACUCGUAUUUCCAAAAAGUCCUUAUUGAGCAUAUUUCAUGCACUUCAAUACAGUAAAAAUGCAAGUACGCUACAACGUUGCUUUCACGAAGAUCUACAAUUCGAUGAGAUUUGCUUGCGGCCGAUGGAUAUGCUCUCCAUUAGGAAACAAAUUGAAGCGGGCACCAUACGUAAUGUUAGCGAACUACAACGCGAUAUUUUGCUGAUGUGUCAGAACGGUCUGAUGUUAUUUAAACAAAACUCAACCGGAUUCAAUGCGGCAAGUGCAUUUAUGCAAGAAUGUCAAGGUAUUCGCGAGUUUGUGGUAAAUACCAAUAGUACAGAGAUUGUGGCACAGAGUAAGGACAACAAAGAAGUCAACAAGUCGUCAAAUACAAGUGGAACCAGCUCAAGAAAGAGUGGCUCGAGGAAAAGCCAACGUAUCAUCUUAACCUAAAUAUCAUAAAUUAAAUCCAAUGGAUAAAUGCAAAUAAAUAAAAAUAUAUAUAGUUCCAUUUAAUUUCGGUAAUCCUAGUACUC
Ceratitis capitata (Mediterranean fruit fly) is the source of this 3201-nucleotide messenger RNA. RefSeq names its product bromodomain-containing protein 8 (gene Brd8). Gene Ontology annotation, molecular function: protein binding. Gene Ontology annotation, cellular component: NuA4 histone acetyltransferase complex. Bases 71 to 3118 code for a protein of 1015 amino acids. NCBI's taxonomy places the organism in Eukaryota, Metazoa, Arthropoda, Insecta, Diptera, Tephritidae. The record is from RefSeq and is a predicted model, not a curated record. The transcript has 2 exons.